GUCAACCACAUGUAUGCAUCUGCGGUACCAUGGUGGGAGCCGUCGGCCAUCACGUAUUAAGCUGCCAUCGAUGUACAGACAGACAGCAACAUCAUCAUGCUCUCAACAACAUAGUAUUGAGAGCUCUUAGGUCGGCCGGCGUUCCUUCUGUCCUCGAACCACCAGGUCUCAGCCGCACAGAUGGAAAACGGCCUGAUGGUUUAACAUUGGUACCGUGGGCGAAUCCACGAUGUUUGGUGUGGGACGCGAAGUAUGGCAGCACUUUCGACGCUUCCCACAUCGGCUGCACGACACGUACUGCUGGGGCGGCGGCUGAGUAUCAGAUGGCGGCGAAGCACUUAAAAUAUUCGUCGUUGGGGCGUACAUUUUUGUGCCUCUGGUGGUGGAAACGGCGGGUUGUUGGAGCGCAGAAGCCAAACAAUUUGUGUGGGAUAUGGGCCGCCAACUCAGCACAAAGACUGUCUAUUGCCAUCCAGCGUGGCAAUGCUGCAAGCAUAAUGGGCACCUUUACGCCAGAAACGAUUCGGGGUGAUAUUUGA
This is a messenger RNA of Chilo suppressalis (striped riceborer), 539 nucleotides long. The record is from the annotation of a GenBank genome assembly. NCBI's taxonomy places the organism in Eukaryota, Metazoa, Arthropoda, Insecta, Lepidoptera, Crambidae.